AUGGCCGACAUACGCUCACUGACCCCGCUGCUAGAUUGUCCGAGAGCUGCCAGACUGCCUGCUCACGUUCAGCUGCUCGACAGAACAGAUGUCCUGCCGAAUUUGGGCGAACGAUGGGAUGCUGAAGCCUUAGUCUUUCCGGCGGCCUGGCCCCGUGCAAGAGUGCUGCCAUAUGCUCUGGCCAGACGCUCCUCGACGCCUACGCUGCAAGAUAUCACCCAAGUACAGACUGACGCUGUCUAUUGCACACCCGAGAAUAAAGUGCUUUGGCAAGACACAGAGCAGCUCCUCAUUGCAGUCAAUCGCUACUACCGUGCCAGACCGACCAGGAGACAGUCAAAGGCACCCCGGAUGACCAUCGUCACCCUUCACGCGAGUGCAUCUCACAAGGAAACAUACGAGCCAAUGUUUGCCCAUCUGCUCGAAGCACUCGGUCCAGAGGCAGAUGAGAUUGAGGAGUUGUGGUCGAUUGACCAUGCCCAUCAGGGCGUGUCCGGAUUGUUGAACCCACAGAACAGCUGCGAGGUCCACACUUGGUCAGACGAUGGUCGCGACCUGCUCAACUUCUUGCUGCUCUAUUUGCCGCCUGUUGCGAGUCCUGAUGAGGAUGAUGAGGCUCGUUCACCUAUGCACGACGGCGUCAGCAUCCGACUCUUAUCAAGACAAACAAUAGACGAUGCGAGCAUGCUCAAGCUCGACGGAAGCAUUCCACGACCCGUCGGGCUUGUCAGAGGGCGCAAGAUUGUUGGCCUAGGACAUUCUAUAGGUGCCGAUGGUGUGAUCAUGGCAGCAACGGGUCUACCCUGCAUCUUCUCAGCAGUCGUCGCGAUUGAUCCCGUCAUCGGCGUUCCCAGCUUUUUCACAGAUGAAGCGUAUCCGGCGAUGCGAAAGGGCUGGGACAGGAACGUGUCGCGCGCCCUUGCUCGGAAGGACCGUUGGGCGUCAAGAGAGGCAGCCGCACAAUCGCUAGCCAGAAACAAGGCAUUUUUCGGCAGAUGGACCGAUGAGAUCUUCGACCUCUUCAUGCAAUUUGGAAUCACAGAAGACGACCAAGGGGCAAGACUGACAAGCACGAAAGUGUCUGAAGCUGCCAUCUUCUGUCAGCCAGGGACGGCUUCCAUUGGCACGCGAGAGAUCUUCUCUCGAAUGACUCACAUCCCGGUCAGUCUACGCUUCCACUAUGUCUUGCCAGCGCCUGGGAGUUGCGUCGUACCGGAGCGGGGCAUUCACGAAGUGCUGGCCGCGCUGCCGCAGCAUGUACAGGUGACAAGAAUCGACGACGCAGCUCAUCUGAUGGUCCAAGAGCACCCGAGGUCUGUUGCUACCGUGCUCGCUCGGCUGUUGCGCCUUGCUAGCACGCCACUGUCUAGACUUAACUGCCAGGGUCAAUCAGAAUCGAUCGGCCAAGGACUUCCGGUCCUUUGCGCCAUCAAGACCAAUAGUCAGCGCGAGAGUCGGACCAGCUUUUGCAGGACCGAGCUUGUUCGCCUGCUUGUCUGUACAGUCGGACGGGCGUAUUGCUUGUCACUCCCGUCGUCCCAGGAUACGGCGGCGAAGGAGUCAUCCGGGCCUCUACUGACGGCUCCAUCAUCGCAUUCUGCACCUUUCCCAGCUUGUGAAGGAGUUCGGUUAAGUCACUGCGCCGCUCUCCAAAGCGUCGCAUCUCUCACUACGCUUUCUUGGUCCUGCUUUGCCCGUCAAAGACGCCAAUCAGCUUCGGCCGAGAUCGCUCGAGCAAGCCGGAAAGCGAUCGCUCAAUCUCGUAGGAUGAGCAAGGCUGUCGAUACAGGCUCUGCUUCCACCAACGUCUCGGCACCAUCGUCAAACAACGCCAAUGAGGCUGUCACAAACGGACCUACAGCUGCUAAACUGCCCAACGGCGCUCCCAAGCCCGCCUUCAAUUAUGCAGCCGCAGCGGCCAAAUCUGCUAACAACAGUCGCUCCACGAGCCAGGCUGCCUCUGCUUUGCCUUCGCCCAGCAUAUCUCGCGGAGGAAGUCUAGGCGGACCGGGUGGGCUGCCUGCCCAGCGCAAUGGCAUCCCUCCUGCCAACGCUGUUGCCGCCGAUGCUGCGCCAGAUAGUGCAUCAAAGCCAACAGCAGGCGCAAAUCCGGGCAAAACAGAUGCGCCUGUCAAGCCUGUGGCCGUACCUGCAAGCUCCGCGAUGCAGUUUGGCACAAUCGCGCCAGCUCCUGCAGCCAAUGGCAAUCGAGCGCCCUCGCUGGCUUCUUCUGCCACGCCUUCCAGUCAAGGCGCUCCUCUUGCGCCCGCGCCCAAGCCUGCCGUCUCGGCAGCUGCUUUUAGCUUUGAUUCGCUUUUCCAGCAAGGCUCAAGCUCGAAUGAGCCCGAGCCCGGCACACCCAUUUUGCCCGUGGCUUCGCCGCCCAUGCCUUCGCAGCCCGAAUCACGUCGCUCUGCUUCGACAUACGACCCUUCGACGUCUUCGCGACCCCAAAGCACGAUAUCGCAUGCGUCAAAUACCUCCAUAUCUUCCUUUGGCGCGCCCAGGCUAUCGGCUGAUGUACCAGUCUUCUCACCCUCUGGUCCAGGCAUGAUGCAAGGGCAUGCUCACUCUGCCAGUUUCAGCGCUGGUAUGCCCAAGGGAUCUCCUUUCCAGCCAGGUACUCCCUCCGGAUAUCCCCAGCCAGGCCCCGGUCACCUAGCGCAGCGAUCCAUGUCGAGCAGCGCUGGUCCUGGCGGCAGGCAGACCAUGAACGUUCCACGCUAUCCUCAGACCAGUCCUCGGCAAGGUCAUGCUCCCAUGGGCUCACAGCAAUACUCUUUCGCCCCCGGUCAGCCUUAUCCCGGCAUGCAGCAGCAGAUGUACUAUCCGUAUAACCCAGCUUAUCAGACGCUGCCAUCUAAUUUUCAGCGAAGCAUGCCGCCCUCGUCUACGCCCGGACCAUCGCCUCUGCCAGGCGCUCAAAAUUGGCAACAAAGCCAAGGAAGCCCAGCCACGCCUUCUCCGGUAGUGAACAGGCCGAGUGCGCCGCCGACGCCUAGCACGCCUCAGCCACUGAGUGCUCGCGUAGCCGAAUUCAAGCCGAGGCCGAGUGCAGCAAUCAGGAUCGUCAAUCCCAAUACGAAGCAAGAAGUCAAGCUCGAAAGGCCUGCUUCAAUCGCUCGGGCUCCUUCUGAGCUAGCGCAAUCGACUGUUUCAUCGCCCACGCCCGCUGUCGCCUCGCCAGAUCCUGUUGCUAAGCCUGCAACUCCAGUUUCCGAAGACAAGGAACGCAUCGCUGCGGAGUUCAAGGCACGUGCGGCUGAAAAGCAGGCCGAAGCGGAAGCGAAAGCGAGAGCAAAAGCCGACGAAGAGGCUAAGCAAGCCGAAGAGCUCAAGGCGGUCGAGGCGAAGAAGGCGGCCGAGCUGAAGGAGGCAGAAGAGGCAGAAGAGGCAAAAGCCGCUGCCGAGGCAAAAGCCAAGGAGGAGGCCGAAGCAAAGGAAGCAGCAGAGAAGCGCGCGCACGAGGCAAAGGUGGCAGAAGAAGCUGCUGCGGCGAAGGCCAAAGCUGACGCUGAAGCCGCUGAAGCCGAUCUGAAGACAAAGCAAGAGGCAGCGACAGCCGCUGCUGCAUCUGCUUCACCUCCUGCCGCGGACUCCGCCACCACAACUACCUCGGCACAGGAAGCAAGUACCGAGGAAGCCGCUAAGACGACUUACGUGGCGCCGCGCACCGAUUCUAGUGCAGACAAAUCCGCUGACGUAUCGGUCGACUCUGUCAAGACAGAUGCGCCAGAGACCACCGCUACGUCUGGCCUCGAGCCAGGCGAGGUCGACGAGUCUGCAGCGUUCCUCAAAUCCAUUGCAGAAGCGUCUAGGAUCCAGUCGCUUUCGGAUAUUGACUAUCCCGAGGGUGUUAAGCCACCUCGAGAUGGAUUGAACGCAGGCAGCAAGCCUGGCAAGUUCCGCUACGAUCGAGACUACCUUCUGCAAUUCCUUGCAAUAUGCACACAGAAGCCUGCUGGCCUGCCAGAGCUUGAUGCCAUUGGGAUGACUGACGUCGGCCCAUCACGAUCGGGUGGCUUUGACAACAAAAAAGGAAUGGGUCCUCCACCAGGACGGGGUGGUGCGAACAGCUCGAUGGGUCGCAAUGCAGGCGGUUUCCAGAUGGGCAACUUCUCUGGCAGUGGUGGUUCCAAAGGUAUGGGUGUCGGAGGCGCCUUCGGCCAAGGGUUUGGUAUGGGCGCUCGCUCCGGCAGCGGUAUGGCACGUGCGCCAAGUCAGAGCGGUAUGAUGCCUGCUGGCUACGUGGGUCGCGAAGGUCGACGGAGUCAACGUGGCAAGCCAAGGGCAGGCGACAGAGCGCAGACAUCCUUCGUGCCAGAACACAACGUCGCGCCGCUCGAAAAGUCCGAGAACAGGUGGAUGCGAAUGAAGCCGGGCACUUCGACCGACGAGACGUCACCAGAAAUCGUUCAGCGAAAGGUGAAGGCGCUGCUCAAUAAGCUUACAGUCGAAAAGUUUGUCAGCAUCUCCGAUCAGGUCCUUGCCUGGGCAAAUAAAUCUGCAGCCGAAAGCGACGGUCGCAUCCUGCGCCAAGUCAUUGCUCUUAUAUUCGAGAAAGCAACAGACGAAGCCGCAUGGUCAGAGAUGUAUGCGAGGUUAUGUCGCAAGAUACAAGACGAGCUUUCUCCCGAAGUCGUCGACCUCACCAUCGAGCGGAAGGACGGGCAAGCGCCCGUCUCAGGCGGUUCUCUUUUCCGCAAAUAUUUGCUCACUCGGUGUCAACAAGACUACGAAAAAGGCUGGGCUUCAGCAGAUGCUGCAGCGGCGGCCGCACAAGCAAAGGCGGGCGAUGACAGCGCAAAGCAAGCCGCUAUCGACAAAGCUGCCGCCGAGGCCGCCGCGGGAGGCAAAGUCAAGGAAGAUCAAGAGAUCGUAUUGCUCUCUGACGAAUACUACGCGGCUCAGAAGGCGAAGCGUAGAGGUCUUGGUCUUGUUCGCUUCAUCGGCGAGCUGUACAAGCUGCAGAUGCUCACCUCAAGAAUCAUGCACCAAUGCUUGCACAAGCUACUUCUAAAUGUUGAGACACCGGAAGAGGAAGACGUCGAGUCUCUCUGCCGACUUUUGACCACAAUCGGCGCUCAGCUCGAAGCAGACUCGAUUGCCGUCAAUGCUGCAAAGGCGGCCUCCAUCUGGAAUGCGUAUCUGGACCGAGUCGCGCUCAUCGCAGAUAACGAUAAGCUAUCAUCUCGGAUACGCUUCAUGGCGCAGGAUGUGCUGGAUCUCAAGAAGGACAACUGGCGGCCAAGGCACAACACUGGAGGUCCAAAGACAUUGUCAGAAGUCCACGAGGACGCUGCUCGACAAGCCGAGGAGGCCAGACGAGCUGCACAGAGCUCUAGCGGAAAAGGAUUGCCGAGGAUGCAAGACCAAUUGGGUCGUGGCGGCUCGCGCGGCGGCAGAAGUCGCGACGCGUCUGGACAAGAAGGCUGGCAAACGCCGUCUGCUGCUCGUCCAGCGCCUGCUGGCAGCUUACAUGGCUUCGGCAAAGUCCGACAAAGCACUGGCAGUCUGGGCGCGCCAUCCAGCGUCUUUGCAAACAAGUCUAAGGGCGCGCCCAAGGAGGAUAAACCUGACCAGCGAGCGAAUGCGUUUGCGGUACUCAGUCAGAGCGAGCCGUCCGCAGCACCCGUCACUGGCUCGCGAGCUACUUCUUCUGGGCCUGAGCGCAAGAAGCUCGCUCUCGCGCCAAGGACUAAAGCUCUUGAGGAAGAUGAGAGCCAGGGUGUGCCGGAUACGCCUGCCGUCGACGCCGAACCGGAGGCAGCCUCUGAAGCUGUCAGCGACGAGCCUUCCGAGAGCGUGCUGCGGUCCAUCAAGAACGGUGUUACCGAAUUCUUUACCGUCAAGGACGUCUCAGAAGGCGUCCAAAGUAUGCAACUCGUCGAAGAGCGCUUCAGACAUAUCUUUAUGUCUUCCCUACUGUCUGCCGGCCUCGAGAAGAAGCAGUCCGAUGUCGACAUUCUUUGCGAGCUUGUCGAGCAACUUGCCGAGGAAGCGGACAUUAAUAUCGAUUGGCAGCGUUCUUUCGCAGGGCCCAUCAUAGGUCUACCGGAUGUCAUGGUCGAUGCGCCCAAGGCAGCCACACAUAUGGCGAACCUGCUUGCUGCUGCAGGACUAUCAGAAGACGACGUCAAGGCCCUGUCUGCACAGAUGGCGUCAGAGGACGAAGACGUACAGGAUGCGCAGGAAAAGCUGAUACAGGCGUUUGCCAAGAGUAUCGCACCCGCCGAAGCAUGA
Molecule: messenger RNA, 6243 nt
Organism: Mixia osmundae IAM 14324
Lineage: Eukaryota; Fungi; Basidiomycota; Mixiomycetes; Mixiales; Mixiaceae
Exons: 10
Coding region: 1-6243 (2080 amino acids)
Cellular component (GO): eukaryotic translation initiation factor 4F complex
Molecular function (GO): protein binding; translation initiation factor activity; mRNA binding
Source: RefSeq, a predicted model, not a curated record